GGACCAAUCAGCGUCCAGGAACAGAAUGUAUGCGGAAACGUCAUGGGCAACGUACACAAAUAAGUGAAAAAUCAACAGUUUCACAUUUUCCUUUUAAACUUAAUCUAAUAAAGCAGUGUUUUUUCAGGUCCCAUGUGUCUCAGGCUGUUCACAAUAGUCAGGUUAAGCUGCCUGAUUCUAAUCACUGUUCUACUGUUUCAUUGCUGUUACAUAUCCUGUCAAAGGUCGGACGGUGCCCUGACAGUGGUCGACAACCCAGGAGGAAAUGAAUUAGACACUGAGGAUGGAAGUGAGGCCACAGUUCAGGAAGAAGAUACUGAAGAAGACUUAGAAGUGGUUCAUCCCACAGAUCAAUGGCAAACUCUCAAACCAGGCCAAGCUGUACCAUCUGGUUCACAUGUCAGAUUAAAUUUACAAACAGGACAAAGGGAGGUUCGAUUGGGAGAGGAGCAGUUAAAAUACUGGAUGCAGCAGCAUAGUGAGACUGAAGACAAACAUCCCUUUAUUAACCCUGAUGAGCUGAAAAAAGCUAUGAAGAAAAUAAAGGAAGAUCUGAAUAUCAACAAAGACUCAAAUCAGGAGGAAUCUGUGUCAUCUCAGUUUCGACCACUGGAGGAGCUAAAAAAGGACAUGGCUCAGUUGGAUCUUCUUGUGGAAACUGAUAUUCAGAUAUUAAGACGACUCCUCAACCAGUUUAACAGCACCCGCUCUACAGAGGAGAAAUUAAACAUUCUGCAUGAGCUUGAGUACAUGGUGCAUCAGGUGGAUAAUGCCCAAAACCUUUGCUCCAUGGGCGGUCUUAUUUUCAUUUUAGAGGGUCUGAACAGCUCUGAUUCAAAAUUACAAGAAAACUCUGCCUUUGUGUUGGGAUCUGCGUUAUCCAGCAACCCAACAGUACAAGUGAAAGCUGUGGAAAGUGGUGCUCUUCAAGCAUUACUGACACUAUUAGCUACAACUGAACAUUUCCCUGUACAGAAAAAGGUCCUUUUUGCUGUUGCCUCCCUUUUGCGGAAUUUCCCAUUUGCACAACAACAUUUUCUGUCAAAUGGCGGUCUACAAGUGAUGUCAGGGGUAUUCCAAGGGGAUCGUAACGGAAGUCUGCGAACACGAAUUGUGACCUUGCUAUAUGACUUGAUCAGUGAAAAGGAGCAGAUAUCUAAGACAAGCCUGGACUUUAUGGAUCCCUCACAUGAAGAGCGAGUGCGUCAGUACUCCAGAGUAACCUUGGACAAAGAACUUGUGGAGACAAACUGGUGCAGCCUUGUUCCACAGCUGCUUGGUUCAUCUGAGCAUGACUAUAGAGAGAAGGCCCUACAGACUUUAAUAGUAAUGGCUCCAAUGUGUUUGGAACAGUACCGCACAGAUGGGUCUCUGUUGACUUCUCUGAUAAGUUUAAAGACACUUUAUGAAGAAAUGGUUAACAAAGAAAAGACUGUGGAAAAAGAGACAGAAUAUUUUGUGGAGAUUGUUGAACUUAUAGAUAAUCUCAAGAUAAAAAUAAGAUAAUAUUUUACAUGUAUAUGUAUUUAUUGUGCUAAUAAAAGAAGUCAU
Periophthalmus magnuspinnatus is the source of this 1551-nucleotide messenger RNA. RefSeq names its product SIL1 nucleotide exchange factor (gene sil1). The record is from RefSeq and is a predicted model, not a curated record. The transcript has 12 exons. NCBI's taxonomy places the organism in Eukaryota, Metazoa, Chordata, Actinopteri, Gobiiformes, Gobiidae. Bases 133 to 1506 code for a protein of 457 amino acids.